This is a messenger RNA of Herpailurus yagouaroundi (jaguarundi), 1151 nucleotides long. RefSeq names its product ribose-phosphate pyrophosphokinase 2-like. Gene Ontology annotation, cellular component: ribose phosphate diphosphokinase complex; cytoplasm. Lineage: Eukaryota; Metazoa; Chordata; Mammalia; Carnivora; Felidae. Gene Ontology annotation, biological process: 5-phosphoribose 1-diphosphate biosynthetic process; purine nucleotide biosynthetic process. Bases 266 to 952 code for a protein of 228 amino acids. Gene Ontology annotation, molecular function: magnesium ion binding; ATP binding; ribose phosphate diphosphokinase activity. The transcript has a single exon. The record is from RefSeq and is a predicted model, not a curated record.
GCCUUCCCGCUGGCGUCGCAGCCUCCAGUGCCACCGCUGCCUCCGCCAUGCCCAACAUCAUGCUCCUCAGUGGCAGCUCCCACCAGGACCUGUCCCAGUAUGUGGCCGGCUGCCUGGGCCUGGAGCUGGGCAAGGUGGUCACUGAGAAGUUCAGCAACCAGGAGACCAGCGUCGAGAUCGGUGAGAGCGUGUGAGGGGCGAAGAUGUCUCUAUCAUCCAGAGUGGCUGUGGGGAAGUCAACGACAACCUCCUGGAGCUUCUCAUCAUGAACAAUGCCUGUAAGAUCGCGUCACCUUCCAGGGUGACUGCCGUGAUCCUGUGUUUUCCGUAUGCCCGACAAGACAAAAAGGACAAGGGCCGCGCUCCGAUUUCUGCGAAACUUGCGGCCAAUAUGCUGUCAGUGGCUGGGGCAGAUCACAUCAUCACCAUGGACCUGCACGCCUCUCACCUCCAGGGAUUCUCUGACAUCCCAGUGGAUAAUUUGUACGCAGAGCCCGUGGUCCUGCAGUGGAUCCGGGAGAACACUGCCGAGUGGGACCAUUGUAUCAUAGUUUCACCUGACGCCGGGGAAGCCACGAGGGUCACCUCGAUUGCGGACAGGCUGAAUGUGGAAUUUGCCCUGAUUCACAAAGAGAGGAAGAAAGCAAACAAAGUGGACCGGAUGGUUCCGGUGGGCGACGUGAAGGACCGCGUGGCCAUCCUCGUGGACGACAUGGCUGACACGUGUGGCACCAUCUGCCAUGCCGCGGACAAGCUACUCUCAGCUGGAGCCACCAAAGUUUAUGCUGUCCUCACACACGGGAUCUUCUCUGGGCCAGCUAUUUCCAGAAUAAAUAAUGUCGCCUUUAAGGCUGUUGUGGUCACAAACACUAUUCCACAGGAGGACAAAAUGAGACACUGUCCCCAGAUUCAGGUUAUUGAUAUCUCGAUGAUCUUGGCAGAGGUGAUCUGAAGAACACGCAACGCUGAAUCUGUGUCUUACCUGUUCAGCCAUGGUCGCUAUAGAUCCCGGACGUGGGUAUUUUGAGGCCACAAUUUUCAAGUACAUAUAAUUCCACUGUGGAAGUUCAUAGUUUAUAUAUUUUGAGGUUCCCAAAGGUGACUUCAGAUUGAAACCUUCUGUGUAAAUAAUGAUAGUGCCUAUGGACAUU